This is a messenger RNA of Anopheles merus, 627 nucleotides long. RefSeq lists its product as uncharacterized. NCBI's taxonomy places the organism in Eukaryota, Metazoa, Arthropoda, Insecta, Diptera, Culicidae. The transcript is spliced from 3 exons. The record is from RefSeq and is a predicted model, not a curated record. The coding region runs from base 151 to 363 and encodes 70 amino acids.
CGAAAGUAUCAACAUUGGCGUUCAGUUUCAAGUCACUUCAAUCCAAAAGUCAAAAGGUUCAAUUAAGGUUAAUUUAUUGCAAUUUGCAAUUCCAAAUUUGAUUUUUCUGUCUAUUUCACGUAAUUUCUUUCUAACAACACACCAGCCGGAAUGGGAAAUCCAAUUUGGUGCAUCUUUUGGCUAAUCGUGCUGUGGUUCUUUGGCUUCUGGGUGUCAUGCGUUUGUGCCUUCUUUUAUGCUCUUAUCUAUCCGAUAACGGUGUGCAUUCCGGCGUUAUCGGGCGUGUCUGAUAUUCUUCUGAAGGGGGCACAGUUUGCACAUUACUGUGCCCAGUGCAUGAUAAACGGACGAGCUCCUUUUUAGACCUCCAAAUUUCAAGGAAUAUUAUCAACUUCUACAAAUGGCAGCAUUAAUUAACAAUAUGUAUUAUGAGUGUAAAGUGCGUGAGUUGAUGAGCGGUACAUGUCAUAGGGUUGAUGGUUUACGCUUCCUUAGUUGCUGUUGUUUAGUUUGAUUCAUCGAACCAGUUUUGAUUAAAUAAAGAAUUGUUGCUGGCCAAUUUCAAUUAAUAGUGAUUCAACGUUCACAAUUGAUUUGUUUAGGGCCAACACAAACACAUAAAGCUAA